UUUGAAUGUUAUUAAUAUACGUGUUCAAUGAUCAAAAUCAUAUCAACACACUACACGCAUUAUAUUCUUUUGACUCAAGAAUGUACCAGGCUCGAAGCAAUUCUCUUUGUACUUCGUGCCAAAGUGCACAGUCGUCGAUACUGAUGUCUCGAGUUCUAGUGAUGGCGCUGGCUUUGUCGCUGGCGGCUGCUGAGAGCCCCGCUUGCUUAAAGGCUGGCACCAUUGGGAAGGACACCUUUCUACCAGCUCCGAACAUGUUUGUGGCGAAUUGGGCCACAUGUGCCAUGAAUUGUGCGAAUAGCCCAAUUUGUCAAGAGUUCUCCUUCAAGAAGGAUACCGCACCAACCUCCGGUGGCUGUUGGCUCUUCAACCAAGCCGAUGUGACUCUGGCAGAAGAUGCCCAGGCUGUGACUGGACCGAAGAGCUGUCAAGAUCCCGAUUUCGAUCCCGCCAUUGCGGAUUCCAUUGUGAACACCGCAGCAGUGGCUCCAACCAAAGUGGAAAGCGUGAACGUUUCCCCACCAGUCACCCCAGUCACUCCAGUCACCCCCGUCACCCCCGGUGUCGAUGCAACUGGUGUGGCUGCCAUCACAGACAUCACAGCCAGUGCAGUACCUGCUGAUGCAGCGGCCCACGCUGCCAAUGCAGCGGCCGAUGCGGCCGUCGAUGCGCUGGUACCGCAAAGUGAUGCGGUGGCCAGUGUUUCAGCUGCACUUCAGCAUGGUGAUGGUGCCCCAACCAAGGCAGAGACCUCCUUGGUGGCAGAUGUGAGGUCCGGUGGUCCUGAUCAUGCUGCGCUCUACUGUGUCCUCGGUGGGGGGGCCGCUGCUGCAUUGAUUGCUGGCGCCGGAUACAUGAUGAUGCCCCAUGACAAAAAGAAGAAGAAACGCAGUGUAAAAUCCGAGUCCAAACAUGAAGAGAUUGAAGCUCCUCAAGCUCCAGAUGCAGAAGCUGAUGGAGAGGCCUCCUAUAUGCCGGUUCCUCAGCUGCAGCAACCGUCUCUCUUUGCGCCAGACUACCAUCAGAUGCAGAUGGGGGGAACCUACCAGCCGAUGACCGCCCCUGCGUACGAGCUGAUGGGGCCCAUGCCAGUGCUGCAGCCUUUGCGGCCGAUGGCUUUCCAAGGAAUGACGUUCCAGACGCCGAUCGAAGCAGGAACCUAUGCACCCAUUGGGCAAAGACUCUAGAUUUUACAUAUUCGAUACUCGCGAUGUGUAGAUAGCGCCAUAAUAAUCUGUAGAUAAUUUGCUUGCACGGCACUGGCAGCACUGGUUAGAUAGUGUAUGGAAUCUGGAG
Molecule: messenger RNA, 1296 nt
Organism: Durusdinium trenchii
Lineage: Eukaryota; Dinophyceae; Suessiales; Symbiodiniaceae
Source: the annotation of a GenBank genome assembly